Molecule: messenger RNA, 2718 nt
Organism: Clupea harengus (Atlantic herring)
Lineage: Eukaryota; Metazoa; Chordata; Actinopteri; Clupeiformes; Clupeidae
Gene: prepl
Product: prolyl endopeptidase like
Biological process (GO): proteolysis
Cellular component (GO): Golgi apparatus; cytoskeleton
Molecular function (GO): serine-type endopeptidase activity
Source: RefSeq, a predicted model, not a curated record
GUGGAAGGUUGUCAUGUAAACAGUGGGGUGAAAUGUGUGCUCUCUAGCGUGCUCUGCCCGAUUUCGCGUCCGUAAUCAGACCUUGUCAGAUCAGAUCUUGUCGACGGUGGAAUUUCAGCAGGACCUCGAGUUUAAAACGUUAUGUUAUCAUUGUCCGAGGAGACCUGAAACCGGAUAUAUUCGGUUGCACUUGCGAUGAAUAAAUGCACUCGAUCACCCGCUCUCUAUCGCGUGCCUUCACUAGAAGUGCAUACUGGUCGAAUGUCCAGCUGACCACAGUAGCAGCUAGGUUUUAUCCCGCGUGCUGUCAUGGUGUGCAGUUCUACAGAUGUCCACGGCAGGAGCAGAGGUACAGGAAUCUUGUUCAGCGGUACAGGAGGAAGCUGAGGGCUUCCUACAACAAGUUCUCCACCAUCCCGGACAACACCGUGGUCCAGGGACGGUUUCAUAGCUAUAUUGAAGAUGGAGGCAUCAUCUACAGGUGUUUGCGUGGACCAGGUGAGUCUAAACCAGAGAAGGUUCUCAGUGUUGAAUGGCUUAAAGGAGGCGAGGGAGAGGAGGAAGAGGAGGAGGAGGAGGGGGAGAGGAGCCUGCAGAGGGUGCGUCUGUCCCCAGGUGAGAGCCUGCUGGCUGCCACAGUCAAGGCCCCACACCAGGAGGAGGCCAGGUGCAUUGUGGUUCGGCUGACCGACAUGAAAACACCCCACCACCCGCUGCUCAUUCUGGACAACGUGUUCAGCUUCGAAUGGGCUUCGGAUAACACACUCUUCUACAGUAGGCAAGAGGGUCUAAAGUGUCGGAGUGUGUAUCGCCUGGACCUGACUGAGGCAGGAGCCAGAAACACUCUAGUAUAUGAGGAGCAUGACCCUGAGUUCUUUGUGGAGGUGGGGCGUUCAGGUGAUGGACAGCUACUGACACUCAAUAGCACCAGUAAAAGCAGCUCAGAAGUAAGAGUAAUCUGUAGCUCCGCCCCAGACCACGCCCCUGCUCUGGUGCAGCCACGGCAACCGGGGCUGGUCUACUACACUGAGCAUUCCAGAGGUGAACUCUACAUCCUUGCCAACACAGGACCCAACCAAGAGUUUCAGCUUCUCAAAGCGCCUCUCUCCUCGCCGUCCAUGCGGAGUUGGCUGCCAGUGUACACCCCCUCAGCAGGGUGGGCUGUGAAAGACAUGGAGCUGCUGCAGGACCACUGCGUGUUUACCCUCAGGCACCCCAGUGGACGCCUUCACCUGCAGACAGUUCCUCUGAAGGACCCCACCCGUGUGUCAUCCCUAGAGCUCCCGUUGUGGGCUUGUGGGUUGGAGAGUCAGAGAGCUUCACAGACGGACACGCAGAGCUUCCGGUUCCUUCUCUUCUCUCCAGUGUGUCCCCCAUCAGCAUACCUCUACACCCCCUCCCCCCUCCAGAUUCUCACAGAGCAGGGUCCCCCCCCGGAGCGUCCCCAUCACAGCUGCCAGACCACACGCCUCGAGGCCCCCAGUAAGGAUGGCACCAUGGUGCCCAUAACCCUCCUUCACAGACCGCCUCUGGCUGAUCUGGGGUCAGCACCGAUGCUGGUGCACGUGUACGGAGCCUACGGCAUGGACCUCAACAUGGCCUUCAGUCCAGACAAGAGGCUACUGCUGGAUCGUGGAUGGGCCCUGGCUUACUGUCAUGUCAGGGGGGGAGGUGAGCGGGGUCUGGGCUGGCACCGGGCGGGCAGGCUGGAGAGGAAGCAGAGGGGGGUGGAGGAUCUGGCCGCCUGCCUCCAGAGGCUCCAUGACCUGGGCGUGUCCACUCCAGACCGCACCGCCCUUACCGCCCGCAGUGCCGGAGCCGUGCUGGUGGGGGCACUGUGCAACCAACAGCCCCAGCUGCUCAGGGCCAUCACUGUGCAGGCACCUUUCCUGGACGUCCUGGGCACCAUGCAGGACCCCUCUCUGCCCCUGACCGUAGAGGAGAGAGGGGAGUGGGGGGACCCCCUGACCAGCCCUCAGCACAGAGACAACAUCGCCUCCUACUGUCCGUGCUGCAACAUCACACCACAGCACUACCCCUCUAUGCUGAUCACAGCCUACCAAGGGGACAGUCGAGUGCCCGUGUCGGGUGUGGAGAAGUACGUGGCGAGGCUGAGGACUGCCGUUGACACACACUCCUCUCUGGGCAUGCUCAAACCAGAAACGCGAGUCAUCCUGGACCUGCAGCCCGGGAGGGACCAUUUUGGACCGGAGGACUUUGAGCUGUCCUUGUGUGAGAGUGCCAGACAGAUGGCUUUUCUGCACAUGGAGUUGGGCCUGGACAAGACAGCUGACCACAAGAAACGCAGAGGGUGAAGAAAGUGCCUGCUCCAAUCUGCAAGUCUGGUUGUAGCUGGGCUAUUAGGCCGAUGGGAAGAAACAGAGUGUGAUGCUGAAUGAAUAUACACAGAGGAAGUAACAUGUGCACAUAUACUGUAUCCAUAUACUAAAUGUCUCUCCCAGCAGAAUAAACUUCAAUAAAACACAACAACUGUUUAGAGUUGCAUAGUGCUGUGUAUUGUCUGUGAGGACGGUCUGUCUUUGUGUUAACCUGGCCCUGGCCAGAGGCUAUAUAGUUGUUUGUUUGUUUGUUUGUUUGUUUGUUUUGAAUGUACAGCAUGUAUUUUGUUCAAUGCAAAACUCUGAAACAAGACAACAAUGUGAAAAGUAUACAUUUAAUGAAGUUUUCUUUUUUUAAAUAUAUUGGCACUUAAACAAA